This is a messenger RNA of Spea bombifrons (plains spadefoot toad), 1071 nucleotides long. It is a transcript of the gene UBTD2, whose product is annotated as ubiquitin domain containing 2. Lineage: Eukaryota; Metazoa; Chordata; Amphibia; Anura; Pelobatidae. The record is from RefSeq and is a predicted model, not a curated record. The transcript is spliced from 3 exons. Bases 222 to 926 code for a protein of 234 amino acids. Gene Ontology annotation, molecular function: protein binding.
AAAGCCCGACCCCUUUGGUGACGUCACAUGCACGGCGCGGAUAGGCUGUUACAGCGAGGGGACCGAGAGAGGGGGGAGUUCUGUGACGUAUCAUGCGCGUCUCUGGCCCUGUCCUCUCGCCUCCUUGUAGUCCCCGUGUUUGGGGUCGCGCAGCGUGAGCGCGCUUGCCCGUGUGAAGGCAAAAAGAGUGGUAACGGCCGAGGCUGCCCCCGCCGGCACCCAUGGGAGGGUGUGUGGGCACUCACCAUGACUCCUCGGGCAGCCUGAACGAGAACUCGGAUGGUACCGGAGUGGCCUUAGGUCGUAACCAACCAUUGAAAAAAGACAAACCCAAAUGGAAAAGUGACUACCCCAUGACUGAUGGACAGUUGCGCAGCAAAAGGGAUGAGUUCUGGGAUACAGCACCUGCCUUUGAAGGACGUAAAGAGAUUUGGGACGCACUGAAAGCAGCAGCACACGCCUUUGAGAGUAAUGAUCACGAGCUGGCGCAGGCAAUCAUAGAUGGUGCAAGUAUAACAUUACCACACGGUGCCCUUACGGAGUGUUACGACGAACUGGGAAACCGCUACCAGCUUCCUGUUUACUGCCUUGCCCCUCCAAUAAAUAUGAUUGAGGAAAAGAGCGACACAGAGACUCUGGACAUUCCCGAGCCCCCACCAAACUCUGGCCAUGAAUGCCAUCUACGCUUGCGCCUCUCCACCGGCAAAGACCUUAGACUAAUGGUGCGCAGCACGGACACGGUAUAUCACAUGAAGCGGCGCCUCCACACAGCGGAAGCUGUGGAGCCUGCUAGCCAGCGUUGGUUCUUUUCCGGCCGGCCGCUGACAGACAAAAUGAGACUGGAAGAACUAAAGAUCCCCAGAGACUAUGUGGUACAAGUAAUAGUGAGCCAGCCUGUCCCACAUCCCACACCAGUAGAAAACUGAUCAUCUCCAAAAGAAGACACACAACCGUCCUCUUUCUCUCGACUCAAAUCACUCCUUGCUAUGUUUGUAUGCAGCCUGUAACCUUACUUUUUUUUUUCUUUUUGUUUCUUUUUAAUUCCCACUUGUAUUUAAAUCUGAGCCUGUC